AUGGGCGCAAAUUGGGUGCAAGGUCUCGGGAAUCCAGGUGGACCCCAGAAUCCUAUCUGGACUUUGGCCCAGAAAUAUCAUUUGAAAACUCACUACUCGAACUACGACAAUGUUUCAACAUACAACGAGGACGGCUACAAGGAUUACAGCCAUCUUCUCACUGAGUAUGACAACGCGUACGAUAUCGCCAGUAUGAAGGCCGGUGAGAUCCUCAGAAACAAUCUUCAAGAUCAGACAGCACAGUCCGGUCUGGCUUUGGCUGGUUGGAGCCCCAAGAAGCAUGACAUGGAGGCACAGGCAGUUGACUGGUGGAAAUGGGACUUCGAAGACAACUUCAACCCUCUAGAGAGCUCUCUUGUUUUUGGCUGUGCCGGUGACAAUCUCACCGAAAACGUAUUUAGCGACCAUGACAACUUCGUUGUUGAUCAGCGCGGUUUUAACACCAUCAUCAAGGGGGAAGCCGCCACAUUCCUCAAGCCGAAUGAUCCACGACUGCACCUGAAUACACAGAUCAAGGAGAUAUCAUACUCCGACGAUGGAGUAACCAUCCACAACAAAGAUGGCAGUUGCGUAACAGCCGCAUACGCAAUCUGCACAUUUUCCCUAGGUGUUCUCCAAAGCGACGAAGUCAAAUUCACACCUACCCUACCUGAAUGGAAACAAACCGCUAUCCAAAAAUUCACAGUGGGAACAUAUACCAAGAUCUUCAUGCAAUUCAAUGAAACUUUCUGGCCCACAAAUACCCAAUACUUCCUCUACGCUGACCCAGGUCUCCGAGGCUGGUACCCAGUCUUCCAAUCGCUCUCAAUGCCAGAGUUCCUACCAGACUCGAACAUCCUCUUCGUCACUGUAACAAAUGAGUUCUCCUGGCGCGCAGAGCGCCAAUCUGACGAGAAAACCAAGCAAGAAAUCAUGGAUGUUCUUCGGAAGAUGUUCCCAGAGAAAAGUAUCCCUGAGCCAACGGCUUUCCACUAUCCACGCUGGAGUACCGAGCCCUGGGCCCAUGGAAGCUAUUCUAAUUGGCCACCUGGAACAACUUUGGAAAUGCACGAGAAUCUACGCGCUAAUACCGAUCGUUUGUGGUUUGCUGGUGAAGCGACUAGUCCUACGUACUUUGGCUUUCUGCAGGGAGCAUGGUUUGAAGGGCGGGAUGCUGGGAGACAGAUUGCUGCUGCUAUGCAGGAUCGAUGCAUUCAUGCUAACUCGGCUAACUUGAAGGAGUGUGGUUCUAGAAAGCAUUAUGAGGUUUUGCAUGGGACUUCACCUUUUGCUGAUUACUCGGCUGUGAAUGGUUGGACGGCGAAUAGCUUCUUGGAUAGUAACUCGGAUUAG
This is a messenger RNA of Penicillium angulare, 1332 nucleotides long. RefSeq lists its product as uncharacterized. Gene Ontology annotation, molecular function: oxidoreductase activity. The record is from RefSeq and is a predicted model, not a curated record. Bases 1 to 1332 code for a protein of 443 amino acids. The transcript has 4 exons. Lineage: Eukaryota; Fungi; Ascomycota; Eurotiomycetes; Eurotiales; Aspergillaceae.